Molecule: messenger RNA, 3427 nt
Organism: Schistocerca cancellata (South American locust)
Lineage: Eukaryota; Metazoa; Arthropoda; Insecta; Orthoptera; Acrididae
Gene: Neos
Product: nuclear receptor coactivator 5
Exons: 10
Coding region: 188-2170 (660 amino acids)
Molecular function (GO): RNA binding
Source: RefSeq, a predicted model, not a curated record
UAUGUCAUAUAAUCUCUGGAAUGCUGUUCCGUAAAGCGUUGUUUGUAGGUCCAAAUUAGAGGCCUGUAAAAGGUAUUUGUUGUUGUGGGGUGUGAAAGCAGUCGAAAUAAAAGGUUGUGCAACCUUCGGGAAAGCUGAGUGAGUGUUUACUGCCGUUUUCAAAUAAGGAAGCAUUUCGGCAGUAACAAUGAGCUACAGAGAACAGGUGAUGAAAGGUGAUGUUCACAAUAUGAUGAUUGAUCCGACAACCGUCAACUCUAGAAUAUUUAUUGGAAAUAUACCACCAACUGAUGUCUCAAAGCAAGAUAUAGAAGAAAGGUUUGGGAAGUACGGACCAAUUCUUGGAAUCUCUGUUAACAGGAAGUUUGGCUUUGUGCAAUUUGAAAGAGACAGUAGCGCAGCCGAAGCAAUCAGAAAUGAAAACGGAUCAUUAUUCCGAGGCAGAAAAAUUGAGGUGAAUCCUGCAAGAGUGUAUGGCAAAAGACCACGCCCAAAUGAUGGACCGGGUCCAAGAAGAGCAGAUUCGGCAGAUCGCGCAGACUCUUUCCGGGACCGAUCACCUGUUGAUGACAGGUCUCGCGGUGACAGGCCCGACUGGAGGGACCGGGAGAGAGACAGAGACCGCGAUCGUGACCGUGACCUGGAGAGGGAGCAUGAAAGGUUUGAGAGUUACCCAAAUAAAGGUGGAACAGAUCGUGAUCGCAGUUAUUAUGGUGGGCGAGACACUGGUUUUGGGAACGAUGGUGUCUUUCCAAACACAGAUAAGUUCAUGCCCGGUCCAACAAGAGACGACAGAAUUGGCAGUUUUGGGAAGUGCAUGGCCAUUUCGAGUAAAGUGUCAGCUACAUCUGUCAGGAAGGAGCAACCUCCAUUUGGUGGUGCACCUUUCAGACCAGGAAUGGCAGAACCAAGGAACAUUCCACCUAAAGAUGUCCGACCACCAAGUAAUAUUCCGCCAAUGGACCGGACAAAUGAUUGUGAAAUAAUUGUCUGUAACAAGAGUCAGAGGGAAUAUGCUGAAUAUAUUGAACACUGGUUGAAAGGAGUUGGUCUUACUGUUGAUUUAUUAUUCCCAAAUGAGGAAGUGCCCCUAAGUAGGGUACUGGCAAAUAUAGCAAGCCGUGGAACAUUGUAUGCAAUAGUGGUUAUGCCACAGAAUGAAGAGCAUCGCAGUCUCACGUUAAACAUUCUUCAUGGCUUGCCACAAGAACAUCGAAAUAUGCCAUUGGAGGAUGCCAUCCCAAUGAUAGAACGUGACUUCAAGGCACACAUGCGUGGUGAGAAACCAGCUGGUCCACCGGUUCCGGGACCAACUCAAGGACCAACUGCUCCUGUGAGUGCAGGGCCGAGUGUGCCAGCUCCUAUAUCAGUGGUACCUGCAGCUCCAUCUGUAGGCCCUUCGCUGUCUGACAGGCAUCCAGAAGCUAUCCAGGUGUUGUUAAACCUGUUGGCAGACAACAGACAGCUGACUGUGCUUCAGUAUGAUCGCAUCAUUCGUUAUCUUCAGGACAAAAGAGAACUCCAGCUGAAGCUUGAACUUGGUGACGCUAAGGACAUGCCACCAGCUAAAGAGCCACCAGCAAAGCAGCAAGUGGAUUUACAACAUCGUAUUCUGAACAUUUUGAACAAUUCAAAUAGUGGCACUCCUGGCCACCCCAGCGGCGUUAUUGGCAAUAUGAGUCACCCCAGCGGCGCUCUUGGCAAUAUGAGUCACCCCAGCGGCGCUAUUGGCAAUUUGAGCCACCCCAGCAGCGGUAUAGGCAGUAUGAGCCACCCCAGUGCUGGUAUUGGCAAUAUGAGCCACCCCAGCGGUGGUAUUGGCAGUAUGAGCCACCCCAGCAGCGGUAUAGGCAGUAUGAGCAGUAUGACUGGUUUGAGUAAUCUCAACAACAUGAGUAACCUGGCCCCUGUUCCUCCGCCCACACCGGUGUCAGCACCAGCACCAUCCAGCUGGUCAAGUGGCUCUCAACCAAGCACUCCUGCACCUCUCCUGAAUGAUCCGGCUGUACAAAAGGCACUUGACAGCUUAAUGCAAGGCAACCUGCUCCACAAAAUUACACCAACCUCUGCUUCUGGCCAAAGUGUCACUGUAUCCACUUCGUCCACUCUCAGUACGCCACCAGCACAACCACUGUUUGGGGCAUUUGCCUCAUCUGGUCGACGAUUCUAGAUUUAUAUGUCAGUUGUAUCCUCUUGUUCCCCGCAUACCUUUGUAGGUAUAAAGUAGAUAGGAAUGACAGUGUAUAUUUUUAUUAUAAUUAUUUUAGAUCAUGGUGUUCAUGGAUUCAGUGUAGGACACUCAUUAUAAGUUAAGUCAUAUUUGCAUCUUUUUAACAAAAUGUUUCAUGGACUAUUGAUGUGGCCAAUAGUAUUUUCCUUUUUUUUAGUUAUGCUGAGAAGAAAAAAAGCCAUUUAGCAGGGAAAGUGCACACAUACAUAAAUAAACGGAGGGAGAGAGUGGAUGGGUGUUUGAUGGUUGCGUGUGGUUUGUGUGUGUUGACUUGCAUACAUAAAUUCUCAUGUAAAAGUGACAUACUGAAAUUCAUAUCUUGAGACAGAACAUGCAAACAUGCAGAUAUUUGUAAGCAGUCCAAGUCAUGUUUUUAAUUAAAUUAAUGGUAGUUGUGCUGACCCCAGUACUGUAGAAACUGUUUUGUUUGAAAGGAAAAAAAACAACAGAAGACUUGUUUUCCAAUGGACAAUUGUUUCUUUUGUGGUUUUUUUUUUUUGUUUUUUGUUUUUUCCCCCCCUUCAUAGUGAAUUUUCAUAAACAGCUUCAGUGUCAGUAUGAAUGUUGGCACAAAAAUGAUUACAUAGCUGCACAAAGCUGCAGGCAUAUGAAACGUGGAUAAUCUUAACAAAUAAUUAAUUUUCAAUUGUCAUGUAAAAUAUCUUGACUUAGUAGCUGACCACAGUAAAGUACAAAUUUGUUUAGAAUUUUUAUACUGUGUGUGACUGAAAAUGCCGACAUACUAACAGAAGGUACUGUGUACAGAUCUGUGGUUUUGUCAUCGUCAGCUGUGCAAAAUUUAAUCGCAUAUUCCUGUGAGUGAAUGCUUAGUAUCUCAGAUCAAAAUAUCAUGACAUAAAAUUAAAUUCGAAUCCAGUGUUAAAUUUUAUUUGCUGGAUGUUACUUGUGGAAUAUUUCAUUGUAUAGAAUGAAGAAAUAAAUGUAAUUUUUUCUAUGUUUAUCAUUUUUCAAUUUCAAAUAAAUGACUUCUUUCUUUCCACCAUACAUUUUCCAGGCACAUAAACUGUUACAAGAAUUAAUAAUUUUCAGGACUGUGUUAAAUGCUGCAUAGAGCACCUUUUUUAUAGAAGAGAUAAUGUUGUUCCACAUGCCUUCUCAGAUAGACAUUGAUAUUUUUGUCUGUCGGUUUGUGUGUGUGUGUGUGUGUGUGUGUGUGUGUGUGUGUGUGUGUGUGUG